AUGACCCUUUUCCAACGACUUGCCAAUAAAGAAUUUAAUGAUGACGAUACAAGAAUUAUCGAAAGACUUUGUGAAUUAGCCAAAACAACAGUUGAUGGAGCUAUAAGUCAAAUGUUUCUCUAUUUACCCGAUCUAUUUCGUGUUCGUCAAGAAGAAUUUUUUGCUGCAUUCAAUGAUAUUAAUCAUCGAGCUGAACGAGAUGCCUAUCAAGUUGGUCAUAUACGUCCUAGAUAUACAUGGCCAAUAUCAUUUCUUACUUGUACAUCUAAUCUACGACAAUUUGUCAAUCAAUGGAUUGAAAAAGAAUUAUCCAAUAAAAUAAAAACCAAAUGUCUUAUUUUAAUUGGACCAGCUAAUACAGGAAAGACAACGUUUGCUCGAGCGUUACCAGGUUUUUAUAAUUAUUAUGAUGAUGCAUGGAAUCCUGAUGCUUUCAAUCCAUAUGCACACUAUACUAUAUAUGAUAAUUUACCUUGGGAUGAAUUUGAAAAUAUCGGUUAUCCAGACAAGAAACAUCUUUUUCUUCAAGGUGGUCGAAUUCAUACAAUUAACAAUCGAGGCAAACCAACUAUUGUUGAAGUUUAUCAACCUGCUAUUAUACUUCUUAAUUAUGAAAAUCAAGGUUCAUUAGAAGAUAUACCAAGUACUACCAAUCCAAUUGACCAAGACAAUGAUAAUAAUUUCUGGAAUCAACAUGCUUGUAUUUAUCGUAUGAUAAUUAUAUCUAUAUUACAGCUUCAACAAACAAUUACAACAAAAAAAAGUGUUAUUAAUUAUAAUAGUGCGAUGGAUCAAGAUACAUCUAGAAAUUCGAAUGCAAAUCAUGAACAAAUUCAAGAAAGAAUGUCUGUCGACGAUCAUGAUGAUAGUGAUAAUGAUAAACAUCGUUCUCGCGUUAAUAUAUCUACUCAUUCAAAAAAACGACCAAAGAAAAAAACUAUUCCACAGCAAGAUACUUUGUCUUCGACAAAAUUAGCUCUUUCAAAAGCAUUAAAUAUUGACUUUAAUAUAAAUCCUGACUAUCUUUCAAAAGGAAAUCAAUCACUCGAGAAAAAAAUUCAUUCAAUUUUACCAUCCACAAUUAAUAUUGAAGAAUCAAGAAUGAUUGCUUUACAGAUGUAUAAAAUUAUUUCAAUUGAAUUAGUUCAAUCGUUAUGGGAUAUUUAUCAAAAAUCAUGUACGGGUAAUUUACAAUCGACAUUAUCUAUUAGUCAUAUGGAUGAUCAAAUUGAUACGAAAAUUUGUCCAACAGAAAUAAAAUCUUACAUGAAAUUAUGUAAAUUUCAAACUGAAAAAAAUGAUAUUCAUCCAUAUUUAACUUUUGUUAAUCAUUGUUUACAUGAUUUUAAAGAUCAAAGUGGACAUUAUCAUAAACAAUUGAAUAUGAAAGCCGGUCGUUUAGUUGGUUAUACACGUAGUCUUGAACAUGUUAUUGAAAAAUUUGUUCAACAAGGAUUGAUUUGUAAGCGCAUCGAAAUUGAUCGUGAAAUUGCUUUAGUUCAAUAUCAUUAUACGGAUGUAUUACUAAAACGUACUUUUCUUGUGCAAAAUCCUAAUGAAAAUCAAAUUAAAGCAGUAAAAUAUCUUUGUAAACUUCAAUAUAAUCAAGAAAUGACAAAACAUGAAGCAAAUUUUUUAAAACAACAAAUUCCAAAUUAUAUUGCAUCUCAUGUAUUUGAAAAGGAACAAUCUAUUGGUCAAUUUCCAUUACUUAAUGAUAUUAAUGAUCCUAUUCUACGACAACAAUUGUAUAAACAAUACAAAGAUACUGCAGAACAAGCAAGAAAUAAGAUGAUGAAUAUUUAUUUAGAAUGUGCUGAAAGACAACGAGAUCAAUGUCAACAAAAGUAUAAGAUGGAAAUAAAACAACUAUGGGAUAAUGAAAAAACUCUUCCGUCUGAACUACGACUAACAACAAUUAUGAAAAAUAUAAUUGAUCAACGUGUUGCUAAUAUUACAGCACGUAUUGAAUGUUUAUACAAAUUUAAAAUUCAAUUAUAUCAUUCAAAACCUAAUAUAUAA
Adineta steineri is the source of this 2022-nucleotide messenger RNA. The record is from the annotation of a GenBank genome assembly. NCBI's taxonomy places the organism in Eukaryota, Metazoa, Rotifera, Eurotatoria, Adinetida, Adinetidae.